This is a messenger RNA of Oryzias latipes (Japanese medaka), 1234 nucleotides long. Its product is annotated as calcium and integrin-binding family member 2. Gene Ontology annotation, molecular function: calcium ion binding; magnesium ion binding. Gene Ontology annotation, cellular component: stereocilium; cell periphery; cytoplasm. The record is from RefSeq and is a predicted model, not a curated record. NCBI's taxonomy places the organism in Eukaryota, Metazoa, Chordata, Actinopteri, Beloniformes, Adrianichthyidae. Gene Ontology annotation, biological process: calcium ion homeostasis.
UGCCAUCCUUCAAGAAGAAGAACUCACAGAGAUCCUUUAACACGAAGAUGUCUCACUACGAAGGGCUGAACACGAUUGCUCCAAAGAUCGCCUCCUAAAGAGAGCAUCGGAAGCAUCAGCCUCGGUGGAGACCUGGACCAGGACCUGGAUCUGGACUGUGGUGCGGCCGGAAUCUGGUUCUGGGGGGCUUUCCAGUGUGAUGCCGCCGUGUGAUGGGAGCAUCCGCCGCGUAGGAUGGGCAACAAGCAGACGACCUUCACCGAGGAGCAGCUGGAGGCGUAUCAGGACUGCACCUACUUCACCCGAAAGGAAAUUCUGAGGCUUCAUGGACGAUUCCGUGAGUUGGCUCCACAUUUGGUGCCGCUGGACUACACCAACAACCCUGACGUCAAAGUCCCUCUGACCCUCAUCGUCACCAUGCCGGAGCUGAAGGAGAACCCGUUCAGGGAAAGAAUCGUGGAGACGUUCUCUGAGGACGGACAGGGGAACCUGAGCUUCAACGACUUCGUUGACAUGUUCUCUGCUCUCUGUGAGGCUUCGCCGCGGGAGCUGAAGACCAUCUACGCCUUCAAGAUCUACGACUUUAACAGGGACAACUUCAUCUGUAAGGAGGACAUGGACAAAACCCUGAACAAGCUGACCAAAGGAGAGCUGACGGCAGAGGAGGUCGCCCUGGUGUGCAACAAAGCCAUCGAGGAGGCCGACCUGGACGGAGACAGCAAGCUCUCCUUCGCCGACUUUGAGAACAUGAUCUCUAAAGCUCCAGACUUCCUCAGUAACUUCCACAUCCGAAUAUGAGCCUGGACCUCGCAGAGAUCCUGCAGACAACAGAGGUCUCAGUCGGAUCUGUUUCCGCCUGACAGUUGGACUCUCAGCCCGGUCAGGCUGGACCGGACCCAGUUCUCCAUGCGCGGUUCUGCAGAGCAGGACUGAAGGGACGUCUGCGUUCUCCAGGACAUGGACCGCGUGUUCUCCCGUGUAAAAGCACACCUCCUAAGGGCACACAGUGAGGAGCUAUGCAAUCUUCUGGGUGAUGUGCAUGUUGUAUAGCUUCCAGCUGGCGCGUUUGUACUUCUGCUGAAGCGAGGCGUUCUCGUGACAAUCAUCGUAAACUACAGCUCAGCUGAUGGAAGGGCUCUCUGUUCUAAGUCUGGCUUUGAUACUUUCGCUCUGUUUUCCUUCAGACUUGAUGGUUUUUGGCUAAAGUCAAAUAAAAGAUUUUCCUGCUGCUUGA